Plasmodium gallinaceum is the source of this 3201-nucleotide messenger RNA. Its product is annotated as conserved Plasmodium protein, unknown function. The coding region runs from base 1 to 3201 and encodes 1066 amino acids. The record is from RefSeq and is a predicted model, not a curated record. The transcript has 10 exons. Lineage: Eukaryota; Apicomplexa; Aconoidasida; Haemosporida; Plasmodiidae.
AUGAAAUUCUUAUUUUUUUAUUCGUUCAUAUUAAUAUAUUUUAUGAAACAUAGUACUUGUAUUUAUGAUGAUAGUUUUAUUUUUACUUUCAAAAAUGUCAAAAAAGUAAAUACAAGCAAAAAUAAUGUCAAUAAAUUUGAAAUAGAAAUUGUUUUAACAUUCAACAUAAAAAAAAGUGCAAAAGAAUUUUUUUUAGUUUCAUUAAUACCCGGAAAAAAUUUACAAAUUUUAUCAUUUAAAAAAGAAGAUACAAAUGUAGUUGAUGAAAAUGUGGAAUUUCAUCUAAACAAAAUUGGAUUAAAUGAAAAAGACUCUUGUGAUUAUCUAAUAACAUCAAAAAUGUAUUUAUUAAAAUUAUCAACUGAUGAAUUAAAGAAAUUCAAAAUAUAUAAAUAUCCUUUUAAAAAUAAAGAGAAUACAAAAAGUGUACCACCUGAAUAUGAAUAUUCAGAAAAAUCUCUAAAAAAUUUUUUUUCAAGCGAAGGAGUUAUAUAUCCUUCAAAUUAUUAUCUAAAAAUUUCUGUUGAAAUUUUAAAGGAAGGUUUAAAUUCUGAGGGUGCUUGGAUUUUUUCUGUUGGUGAAAAAAAAAAUACUAAUAUAGGAAACCAAGAGUGCACUAUUUAUUAUGAUAAAUUAGCAGAAAUAUUUUUACAGAAAUGUACAUCUAGUAAUCUUUUUUUAUUAUAUUGUAAUAGUACCACAAAUGCAGAAAUCUUAAAUUUAGUUCCUGAUUUAAGAAAAACUUUUGAUGUACAAUUAAGUAGUAGUAAAAAAUUUUACGGUGCUCAUGAAUCUACAUAUUCAGUUGAGAUAAAUUUUAAUAAAAUAAAAACAACAUUAAAAACAGAUAAAGUAAUGAUUAGUAUAAAAUUACCAAUGGAUUUAUGUUAUGCUAAUUCUUGUUUUAAUAAAAAUUUUGAAAAUCCAUGUAUGAAUAUAAAACCAAAUGUUUUUGAAGAAUGUACUUACUUAUUUAGAAGUUAUGAAUUCUUACUGAAAUCAAAAAUUAGUAAAGAUAUAAAUAAUAAACUAGAAAUUUCUAUUCAAAAUAUUAGUAAUCCCUUACUAAAUUUAGAGAGUGAUAAUAAAUGGGUAAUUGAUAUUUAUACUGUUGAUGUUGUAAAUUUUAUAAUCACUGAAGAACAUAAAGGAAUAUUAGAAAAAGUAUCAAAUGAUAUAUGCUCAAAAAAUUUUAUAAAUAAAUUUAUAAAAAAAUAUUCAGAUAGUGUUACAUGGGUAAAGUCUCAUAUAGCAAUUAUAUCUACACCUGAAUUAACUCAACUUAUAGUAAAACCUAUUGAUAACUAUGGAUUACUAGAAAACCCUCUCAUUGUGAAUCUGAAAUUACUUUAUUCAGGAGAAUAUGUUUUUAAUAAAUGUUUAAUUGAAUUAAAAUCUAUUCACAGAUUUACAUCAGUUAUGACAAAAAGUGAGUAUAGAUUAAAUGUUUAUAAUUAUAAUUUAUUAUUUCCUAAUUCUACAUUUAAACCAGUAUUAGAUGAAGAACACAUAUUAAACAUUGAAAAGGAUAUAGUUAGAAAUAAUGAUACUAUACAAUUUGCAAUCAAUGUAAAAAAAUAUAAAAACAAUGAAUAUUGGUUUUUUACAUUAAAAUGUUUAAAUAAAGAACAAAAAUAUAUAAAAGAAGCCCAAUCAUUAUUUAUAUAUCCAAUUGAAAAUAAAAAUAUAUAUAUAAGUGAUUUAUAUUAUAAAGAAAAAGUUGGUGAUAAUAAAUAUAUUUUCUAUUUGAAUUUAUUUGUAUUAGAUGAGAAAGAAUUAGAAAUUAAACUAUCAAUUUUAUCAGAUGUUGGUAGUUCUAAUAUUCAAUUAAGUGAAACAUGUGAUGCAUUAAUAUAUACAUCUUGUUACAAUUUAGUUUAUCAUGAAUGUUCUAAAGAAGAAAAAAACAUAAUUUAUCAUAUUAAUUCUUAUAAGUCUACCAAUAAACAUUUUACUAUAUUGUUUCCUUUAGUAAUUAUGAAUGAUGAAAAGAAAUUAAAUUUGCAAGUCGAAUUGGAAACAAAAAACAACCCUAGAAAAAUAAAAAACAAAAUGGUAUUAGAUGUAGAUAAUAUAUUAAAAAAUAAUUUGAAAACACCAUGUGUAAAUAAUUUAAUUUACAAAUUAAAAAAAUAUAAAAAAUAUGAAUCCCAUUUAUUUCUUUUAUUUAAAGCUGUAAAUUGUGAAAAGAUAUAUGAACCCUUUUUGGUUAAUUUUCAAAAUAAUGAAACUUUUUAUGCAAAAGUAGAUUCAUUAGAUAAUAGUGAAAAUUUUACUUUUCAAAAAACAUAUAAGCAAAUGUUUCCAAUUAAUUAUGAUUCUAUAUCACAAAAAAUAUUUGAUAAAAAUAUAAUUAGUAUUAUUACAAUAAUAUUAAUAGAUAGCACUUUUUUAAAUUCACUUAAAGGAAAUUAUAAAGAACAAUUUCUUCAAUAUAUAAAAAGGAAUGUUUUCUUUUCUUAUAACAAAUAUUACGUAGUUACUUAUUCUAAUACUAAUUUACUAAUAGAGUUAUAUAAAUAUAUUGAUGCAGGAAAUGUUAAAAUUGAUAUAGUUCAAAAAUCAUCAGGUAUAGAUAAUAUUAUAGAUGCAUUAGAAAAGACCAUUUCGUUUGCUGAAGGUGUAAAGAAGAAAGAAAAUGUUUAUUUUAGCAGUGAGUAUAGUAUUUUAUUAUUAACUGACGUAAAGGGAAUAUCAUCUGUUAAAACAUCUACAAAUGAAUAUGUUAAAAAUUCUACUGAUAUAAAUAAAACUAUUUCUAGAAUUUAUGUAGUAUCUUUUGAAAAAGGAGAUUAUACUAAUAAUGAUAUAUUUAAUGAAUCCCUUCAAAAAGCUAAUGAUAUAUAUAUAUAUAAUAAAAAAACAAAAGAAGACAUAUAUUUUUUUUCUUUUCAUAAAUAUAUUAUUGAUGAAAAGUUAUUAUUAUAUUAUUCUAAAUCAAUACUACAAGAUUACCUUACCUUACACACUCAGAUUUAUAAAACAUCUUGGUAUUUAAUUGGAAUAUGUAGAAAUAAUAUCAUAAAAAACAGUUUAACAAAUAGAAAACUCCAUUUAUACUAUGUUGAUAAAAAUGUUAAGACUGUUAAUUAUACCUUAUCAACUGAUGAAACCCAUUAUGCUUUUGAUAAUUCAUCAUUAUCCUCUUUUCAAGAUAUGUGUAAUAUUUUUACUCAAUUAAAACUAUUAGGAUAUAACUAG